Molecule: messenger RNA, 1205 nt
Organism: Suricata suricatta (meerkat)
Lineage: Eukaryota; Metazoa; Chordata; Mammalia; Carnivora; Herpestidae
Gene: GINS2
Product: GINS complex subunit 2
Exons: 5
Coding region: 146-703 (185 amino acids)
Biological process (GO): DNA replication; double-strand break repair via break-induced replication
Cellular component (GO): GINS complex; nucleus
Source: RefSeq, a predicted model, not a curated record
CGCCGCUUUGCUAUUGGCUGGCCGAGGCUCGUUCCGGCCGGGGGCGGGCCCCGCGCGGUGGCGGGAAAGCUGAGGCCUCCGCGCUUCCCUGGACCUUAACGAGCUGCGGAAGGCGAAUAAUACCGGGCCGGCAGCUGGCGCCAGCAUGGACGCGGCUGAAGUGGAGUUUUUAGCCGAGAAGGAGCUGGUUACCAUUAUCCCAAACUUCAGCCUGGACAAGAUCUACCUCAUCGGGGGGGACCUGGGGCCUUUUACCCCCGGCCUACCGGUGGACGUGCCCCUGUGGCUGGCGAUCAACCUGAAACAGAGACAGAAGUGCCGGCUGACGCCUCCUGAGUGGAUGGACGUGGAAAAGCUGGAGAAGAUUCGGGACCACGAGCGGAAGGAGGAGACUUUUACCCCCAUGCCAAGCCCGUGCUACAUGGAACUUACCAAGCUCCUGUUAAAUCACGCUUCGGACAACAUCCCGAAAGCAGACGAGAUCCGGACCCUGAUCAAGGACGUGUGGGACACUCGCAUCGCCAAGCUGCGGGUGUCCGCGGACAGCUUUGUGCGGCAGCAGGAGGCCCACGCCCAGCUGGACAACCUGACCUUGAUGGAGAUCAACACCAGCGGGGCUUUCCUCACACAGGCGCUCAACCAGAUGUACAAACUCCGGACUAACCUGCAGCCCCCGGAGAGCGCCCCGUCCCAGGACUUCUAGAGAAAGACGUGGCCUUGUAAAGAGAGGCCUUGCGUCCGCCGGCCCGGAGGCUUGCCUGCUGGUAUGUGUGCGUGCCUGAGGCCUGGUGGAGGCAGUCCUGUUUCCGGGGUUCUAGAACUGUUUUCUGGACGCAUGAAAACCCUGUACCAGAACAAGGAGUGGGGUCGUGACUUUGUCGGACAGCCGCGGAUUUGUGCUCAGGCCUCGAGUGGCUCUGGAACUCCCCAUCUGUCGCUGUUCUCCGAUGGGGGAGGCAGGCAGCUUUGGCGGGAUGCGGGGUUUUUCCUGGCAGGGCCUCCGCCUCCCGCACGCGCCUGCCAUGCGGGUGAGCGUCCGGUGAGGUCAUGUAGCGCGACGUGGCCCAGGGCUCUCCUGUCUUGGCCAGUGCUCGUCUCUUGGCUUGGCGUAGCCUCUCCUAGGGGCGGCUCUCGGGAAGGAUGGCAGAUGAGCCGCUGACCACAGUUCCCCGUCCGAGCCCCAAUAAAGACGGAGUGCCCCCAAA